AUUGUAUAGAUUUCAUCAGAAACACAAGACUUGCCGACGUUGGGCAAAAUUGAUCAAUUGUGUCCAAACGCCACAUUAAACCGCCGUUAACUUGGCCACGUCUACUCCGGGUCUAGUUUUGACAAGCGACGCAAAUAAGAAAAGAAAGAACAUUUCAAUUCCUUGAAUUUAGAAACCAGACCAACUCUGCUCCACCGGCCACCGACGGACUCUUCUCUACUCUUCGCCGCCGGCCAGCGGAAUGAAGCAGAGGACUUGGCCGGCGAAAUUCGACAGCCCUCGCUUCUUCGCGCUCCCUUUGGUCAAGAAACAGACCACCCGCCCCCAGCCGCAUUCUUCCUCCAAAAUAAAGCCGCCGUUCUCCGAUCCCCACACCGACCAUCUCUGCGGCCAAGACUACUCUCAGCUCCCCAAUGACGUCUUGCUUAAAAUCGCGGCGACUUUUUCGUGGACCUACCUGCGCACAGCUUCGCUGGCCUGCAAGUCGUGGAGCGACGCGCUUCGCCCGCUAAGGGAGGCUAUGCUUUUUCUCAGCUGGGGGAAGCGAUUCAAGCAUGGCCGUGGUGGGGUCAAGCCCAACUUGGCCAAGGCACUCGAUUGCUUCCUCAAAGGGGCGGCGCGUGGGUCUACUCUGGCCAUGGUGGAUGCUGGGCUUUUGUAUUGGGAGAUGGGGAGGAAGGAUGAAGGAGUAGCUUGGUAUAGAAAGGCAGCCAUGCUAGGCGACCCUACUGGUCAGUGCAAUUUGGGGAUUUGUUUAUUGCAAGGUGAGUCUCCAAACGCAGAAGAGGCUGUUAAGUGGCUGCAUAAAGCUUCUAUUGCUGGCCAUGUUCGUGCUCAAUACCAAAGUGCACUGUGUUUCCAUCAGGGCCGCGGUGUGAUUAAGAAUUUUCAGGAAGCGGCAAAGUGGUAUCUGAAAGCUGCUGAAGGUGGAUAUGUACGUGCUAUGUAUAACACUUCAUUAUGCUACUCUUUUGGAGAAGGUUUGGUGCAGUCUCAUCGAUUAGGCAGAAAAUGGAUGAAGAGGGCAGCCGACCGGGGCCACAGUAAAGCUCAAUUUGACCAUGGAUUAAGUCUUUUUUCUGAAGGGGAUAUGGAGAAAGCUGUCCUGUACUUGGAACUUGCAACACGUGCGGGUGAGACGGCUGCAGAUCAUGUGAAGAAUGUUAUACUCCAACAACUUUCUCCAUCUUCUCGCAAUCAAGCCAUGAUCCUUAUCAACAAUUGGCGUCCUUUACCUUCGUCUCGUUAACUCACACACUCUUUUGGUAGACCUCUUUCUUGAAAAAGAAACCUUGGACAGUUAGACAGACCCCCCCCCCCCCCCCAAAAAAAAAAAAAAAAAGCUAUCCUUUCUCCUAAGCUUUUGGUGUUCCUCUUUUUGGAUCCGGUUUGUCUGCCAAGCUUUAUAAGCCAUCAGAUGCAGCAGAGUACAUGUCACCACCCCUGCUUCCUUGUUCUUGCUGCCAUCGGAUCUACACCAGGCAGAUCCCCUCUUUUUAGCCUCGUCCCAUGUAAAAUAAUCUUUUUUAUGUUCUCAAAAUGUAAAAUGAAAGGCCUUUCUUUUUUGUACUAAGAAAAGACUGAAAUAAAAUUUGGAGAUAGAUGGACUGUAUUUCUUUUUAAAACAAUUUGUGACCAAUUUGUUAGCAAGUCUUGUCAUUUUAUUAAUGAAACAGACAAUGCAUGACUGAUA
This is a messenger RNA of Cuscuta epithymum, 1693 nucleotides long. NCBI's taxonomy places the organism in Eukaryota, Viridiplantae, Streptophyta, Magnoliopsida, Solanales, Convolvulaceae. The record is from the annotation of a GenBank genome assembly.